UCAUUUUGCGGAGAAGGCUUGCCAUUGUAAGCUUGUUCUUUAAAAGGGUGAAGGACGUCCCAUCAUUGAGACGGUUAGGUUUCGAAGCUCUACGUGCAAUACCUUUUCCCCCUGCACUUUUCCUUUACCACUUGAGUACUCUGCAAUAUCACUUGAGCCACAUCAAAAAUGUCUCCUGUCAGCGGCGCCAAUGGAACGAGUCACUCAUGGACAUCUCUGCCUCAGGCCAUGUCCAAAGCCGUGUCGUCGCUCAACAAGGCUUUGGAUAAAGACCCUCAAUGGCAAGCCUUCAUCAACACCAAGGCGAUAAUCGAACCAGUGACCAUGGGCGUCCAAUCCGUAGGUUCAGAUGAGGCCAUUCUGGUCCAGGUCGAUUCGGGGUCCAAAACUAGCACUUCGACCGGUCCAGCCUCCAAAGCAGACUUCGUCCUACGGGCACAACCCCAGCAAUGGGAGAAGUUCUUCGACGCGGAUCCAAAAGCCCCCUAUACCAGCUUCGUUGGUCUCCAGGGAAUGAACAUCAAGCAAGAAGGCGUCGGUGUCCACGGCAAUCAAGUCAAAUUCGCACAGUACGGCCAUCUCGCAACUCGCCUGCUUGAGCUUCUGCGCGACGGCCAGCACGGCCCUCUCCAAGAGGACGAACAGCCCGAGACCGACGAGGACCACAUCACGGGCAGAUACAUCUACAUCAACGCUCCAGUGUGGGGUCGCACGAAAGUCUUCUACGAAACGUCCGGCAAUGGACCGCAGCAGAUCGUCUUCUUGCACACCGCCGGCAGCGAUAGUCGACAGUACCACGGCGUCAUGAACGACGCCCGCAUGCGCGAGAAGUGCACCAUGAUCGCAUUUGAUCUGCCCGCCCACGGCAGGAGCUUUCCCGGGAGCAAUCACAUCCCAGGUAACCACACCAACAACGAAGAGGCAUACGUAGGCACGAUCCGGGAGGUGAUCAAAGCCCUCAAGCUCGACAAGCCCAUCGUCUCCGGUGCAAGCAUGGCUGGUCAAGUAUGUGUUGCUGUCGCCAUUCGCGCAGAUGAAGUGGGAGCGGGCGGCACCAUCCCGCUUCAGGGAUGCGACUACCUCACCAUGGACAGACAGUUCAACGAUAAGUCACCUGUGGUGAAUCAGGCGUUGUUCAAUCCUGACUGGAUCUACGGCAUGAUGGCCCCAAAGAGUCCAAAGGUGAACAAGCAACUGAUCUGGCACAUGUACUCGGGCCAAGCCUACGGCAUCUUCCACGGCGAUUUGGAUUUCUAUUUCGGCGGCUUCGACGCCAGAGACCGCGUGGCCAGCAUCGACGUGAAAAAGUGCCCCAUCUACUUCCUCACCGGCGAAUAUGACUGGAGCACGACGCCCGAAAUGAGCCAGGCGACCGCGAAGAAGAUCUCCGGCGCGAAUUUCCAGAGCAUGAAAGGUCUGGGACAUUUCCCGGCCACCGAGGAUCCGCAGAAAUUUGUGCCCUACCUUAUCGACGCGAUUGAGUGGAUUCAGAAAACGCGGCAAUCUUGACGUGGGAAAGAAACCCUGGCAAGUCGGCCAUGCUCCAGAGGGCCGGAAGCCGUUUGCACACUCGGUGCACAUCUCGCCUUUGAGCUAGGUCACAGAAGUCCAAGGGAGCUGUUAGCAUUACAUAUCUGCUGAACAUUGGCGCGAACGUCACCACUUACGCCUCCGGAAGGCAUCGCUUUCAUCCUCUGCCAAACACUCAUGAGACUCGAGAGUGCCUGGAAAAGUAGUACCUGUCCACUGUUUCGAGGCUAGCAGACUUUAAAAUGCGAUUAAAGAGAGGACGGUGCAGAGCGAGCAAAUGAACAGAGACU
This is a messenger RNA of Exophiala xenobiotica, 1820 nucleotides long. RefSeq lists its product as uncharacterized. Lineage: Eukaryota; Fungi; Ascomycota; Eurotiomycetes; Chaetothyriales; Herpotrichiellaceae. The coding region runs from base 169 to 1509 and encodes 446 amino acids. The transcript is spliced from 6 exons. The record is from RefSeq and is a predicted model, not a curated record.